GGUUGGAAAAAUAAAGCGAAGAGAGCGCAGAUAUUUGGCGACCAAACAGAACCCAAGCAAAGCGAAGCGGAGCUCCAUUGCUCUCUCUCUCUCUCGCUCAAAGCUUCGACAUGGCGGCAAAAUCACACAGUCAACUCUAGGGUUUCGCUCUCCACGCUCAGUUAAUCGCUCACAUCACACUAACUUCAUGUGAUCAAUGCCUGGAGGUGGUUACUGCAUUCAAUCAAAGUAGCUGGUGUAAAUAUGUUUCCGAUGACAUUUGAUCUUUCCACGAAAGCAAUAUUGGACAUUGAGCUUGUUAAUCAAUUUGAUUUGGAUAGUUUUGAAGCGGAGAAGAUUUCAAUAUGUUAAGAGAUAAUGAGAUAAACUACUUGCUAUUUCAAGGAUGAGAAAGGAUUUGUCACCUUUUGUACCGAGUUUCACUUAUAUGUAUCAAGAAAAGCAUUGAAGAGAAUCAAUGCAACCCACAUUGUUGCUUUGAUAAGACUUUGGAGUGGAAGCUUUGAAUGUUUUGAAAACCUGAUGAGGUGUAUUGAAUCCUAGGUGUUGCAAAGAUGUUGUACAAAUUCCAUCAGAAAUAUACUUUUUUCAUGGUGUUGGAGAAUAUACAUAGGCUUUGGAAGAUUUUUCAGAAGAGCAAGAUUCGUGUAUUUAUCUGUUUGAAGAUUAAAAGCAACUUUAUUUUUUUAUUUUGCUGUCGAACUAAAACCUGACAUCAAAUUUGAGGCCUUGGAAGUUUAGUAGGUAACACGUUAAUCCAUUAGUAGAACGCACUGCAUUAUUCAAAGACAAGCAUUACUGGUUUGGCUAAUGAGAUGAGUGAAGGUGGCAGAAAGCGCUCUUCCAAGUGGGAUUUGAUAGAUGAGCCUGAAUUUGCACCUGGUAGUAAGCAAAUGCGCUCUGGGAGGUCCUCUGCAGAUGUUGCCGGCAGCAAUAGCUCGAAAUGGUCUUAUUCAGAAGGAAAUGAUGAAUUAAAACCUGGUAAGGGACGUUCAUCUAAAGAUUCUUUUUCUGGAGGCAGAGAUUCAAAUAAAGAUAAUAUUAUGAAUAAAGACUAUAGAGUUUCGGAUGCAACAAUGGACUUGGAUACUGAUAGAAGUUACAGCAAGAACAUGUCUCCUUUGUUGGAGGAAAGGAAACAAAAGAGACGCAGUCAAUCACCCAAAAUUGGUUGGGGCAGUUCGCUCAGAGAUUCAAAUAAAGAUGAUAUUAUGAAUAAAGACUAUGGAGUUUGGGAUGCAACAAUGGACUUGGAUACUGAUAGAAGUUACAGCAAGAACAUGUCUCCUUUGUUUGAGGAAAGGAGACAAAAUAGACGCAGCCAAUCUCCCAAAAGUGGUUGGGGCCGGUCAGUCAGGAGAAGUCGGAGCAGGAGCCCUCCUCAUGGUUUUAGGCGGGAUUCAGGAAUCAAUGACAGAAUUAGAACUAGGGUUGGAGGAUCUUCACAACCAUGCAGAGAUUUUGCUUCUGGCACAUGUAGAAGAGGUAGCCUUUGCAAUUUUCUCCAUCAUGAUAAUCAAAAUCCUGAAAACAGUUGGGAAAGUAAGCACAGAGAAGAUGGAGCUCCUAGAUAUUCUGAUACCCACGAGAGUAGGGACCAUUCUUUUAGGAGUGGUAGAGCUAAUGAAGCUUGUAUUAAUUUUGCGAAAGGCAGGUGUAGACAGGGAUCAUCAUGCAAGUUUGUGCAUCAUAACAAUUCUGAUGGGUACGGUAAAGUUUCUGGGGAUGAAUUAACUAGAGAAAAGGAAAUUGAUAGAAGGCGCAGAGAUAGUUCUUUUGAGCAGGGUGGCAGGCAUGGGUACGGUAAAGUUUCUGUGGAUGAAUUAACUAGAGAAAAGGAAAUUGAUAAAAGGCGCGGAGAUAGUUCUUUUGAGCAGGGUGGCAGGCAUGGGCCAAACCGCAGUAGUGAUAUUCCUUGCAAAUUUUUUGCUAAUGGAAAUUGUCGUAAUGGUAAAUACUGUAGGUUUUCUCAUGAUAGGCAAGCAUGUAGGAGCCCUGAUAGAAGAUCAAGGGAUGAUAGAUGGGCAAGCAAUCCAAGUGGAGAUCAUCAGAUGUUUGAUAGACCAAAAAUGAGUGAUACCGCUAGUCCUAAUAGAAGGCUAAGAGAUGAUAGGUGGGGCUCAGAUGGAAAUACGGCUGAUGCAGAUAAAGUUAGGGACAGUCUAAAGCGUAAUGACGCAGUUGCUACCUCUGACAGAGCAAAGCUGAUUGAACACAAAACUGGAAAUGUAGGUGUCACAGAUCCAAAAUUUACUGAUUGGCCCACGGGGGAUGCAUGGGGUCAUAGUUUAGAUAAGAGCAGAGUGCUUGGGGAACCACCAUUUUUAGAUGAUAAGAAGGAAGCUGACCAUUGGGUUGCAGAAAAUACUGGUGCCAACAUGCAUAGUUCCCAGUCAAUAGGCGCAGACAUUUGGUCAGAUGAAGGAAAAAUGUCGCCAGAUUGGAAUUAUAGGUUGGGACCUUCCAGCCAUAUUGAAGAGUAUGGACAGAAUAGGCAUGGGAUAACACAGGGCGGUACUUAUUUAGCCACCUCUGAACAUGACAGAGUACAAGUUGCUCCAGGACACGGCCUUUACCAGAAUGCACAGAGUGUUGAUGGCCUAUCACAAGUUAUUUCGAGAAGUCCUCCUACUCAGGAUAAGCAUGGGAUAAUGCAGGGCGGUGCGUGUGUAGCCACCUCUGAACACGACAGAGUACAAGUUACUCCAGGACAAGGCUUUAAUCAGAAUGUACACAGUGUUAAUUCUCUGCAUUCUUCAAGCGGCCAUGCGGUUGGACAAAGUCAAGUGACUGUUCCCAUUCUUCCUUCAAGAGGAGUUGAUGGUACGCACAACCGAGAAGUCUCCACCGAGAUCAUGGAUGCAAGCUUAUCACAAGUUAUUUCAAGAAAUCCCCCUACCCAGAAUAAGCAUGGGAUAACGCAGGGCGGUGCGUAUUUAGCCACUUCUGAAUAUGACAGAGUAGAAGUUGCUCCAGGACAAGGCUUUAAUCAGAAUGCACAGAGUGUUAAUCCUCUACAUUCUUCAAGCGGCCAUGCAGAUGGACAAAGUCAAGUGGCAGUUCCCAUUCUUCCUUCAAUAGGAGUUGUUGGUGGAACGCACAACCAAGAAAUUUCUACUGAGAAAAACUGCACUGUUGAAUCCAGUACCAUGAAUGCAAGCUUAUCACAAGUUAUUUCAAGAAAUCCUCCUACUCUGAAUAAGAAUGGGAUAACGCAGGGUGGUACAUAUUUUGCCACCUCUGAACAUGAUAGAGUACAAGUUGCUCCAGGACAAGGCUUUAAUCAGAAUUCUUUGCAUUCUUCAAGUGGCUAUACAAUUGGACAAAGUCAAGUGGCAGUUCCCAUUCUUCCUUCAAGAGGAGGAAUUUUAGAUGGUACACACAAUCAUGAAGUCUCUACUGAGAAAAAGUACCUUGCUGAACCCAGUAUCAUGGAUGGAGGCUUAUCACAAGUUAUUUCAACUCCUACUCAGAAUAUGGUUAGCAAAGAACAAAUUGCCCAGCUUACCAAUCUCUCAGCCUCUCUGGCUCAUAUUCUUGGAACUGGUCAGCAGUUGCCCCAGCUUUAUGCUGCUUUGAAUUCUCAUGAUCUAAAGGACACUCCAUCCCUAGCAAAAACUGAAGUUCCUUCCAUGCCUGUUUCCAAUACAUCCAUCAAUCCAGAUCCUGCUGUUGGACUUCCCCAGUUGUAUGAUCCAACUAGUGAUAGUAUUGAGCCAAAUGCUGAUGCAAAGAAGGUUUCUGCAGCCAUUCCUGCAACAAAAAGAAUUGCAGAACCUGCAGCAGAAAUUCCAUCACAGUUGCCUGACUCCGGAAGACAAAGUCGCGGUGAUUCUAUUAAGCCUGCUUCCUCAGAACUUGUCAAGAGUGAUAAGAUAAUCCAGUUGCAGCCUGGUAAAAACUUUGAUGUUAAUAAAGAUAAGAGCGGAGUUUUAGCUGCUGAGCGAAGACGAAAUUCUCGAGAUGCUCAUAAGAAUACCAAAGAGGAUGGUCCUUUGGACAACAUGGACCAACCUGGUGGACCUGAUGAGGCCAAGAAAACAAAGGAUGUGAAGGAGCUUCGUGCCUUUAAAUUUUCAUUGGCCGACUUGGUCAAGGAGCUUCUGAAGCCAGCAUGGAAAGAAGGUCAAGUCAAUAAAGAAGAUUUUAAAACAAUUGUGAAGAAAGUUGUUGAAAAAGUAUCUGGUACUAUGCAGGGGUCCCAAAUUCCUCAGACAAAAGAGAAAAUUGAUCAAUAUUUGUCAGUUUCAAGAACAAAGCUUACCAAACUUGUACAGGCAUAUGUGGAAAAGGUUCAGAAGGCUUAGUACCAUCAUAGAAAUUUGGCAGCCAAGCCUAUCAUGCAACAUGCUUCCUUGUAGAAUUCUCUUACCCUUUGUUUGCGUACUUUAGUUCCUUAUAUCAUUGCAGCUCUUGGGGUGAUCGGAUCUUGGACCUUUUUUUAUUGGCCUUUGAUCUUUUUGUUUUUUUGUGUUGGAUGUUUUUACCAUUAGAUAUUAGUUUGCAACUUCAGUUUUAGGCUGUUAUUAUAUGUUGGAUAUUUUUAAACCGGAUUAUUGUACUUAUAAGAGAUACCUGUUUACUUUCCGUAACUGAGAAAUGGAUCCAUAAGAUGCUAGAAGCCUAAAGUUUAAUCUUGAUUGUUUGAAACUCGACUGAAGAGGUGUCAACUUUCCAUAA
Molecule: messenger RNA, 4680 nt
Organism: Lotus japonicus
Lineage: Eukaryota; Viridiplantae; Streptophyta; Magnoliopsida; Fabales; Fabaceae
Product: zinc finger CCCH domain-containing protein 55-like
Exons: 10
Coding region: 816-4307 (1163 amino acids)
Molecular function (GO): metal ion binding
Source: RefSeq, a predicted model, not a curated record